UUGAUCGAACAGUGUGAAAACGCUCGUACCGUAUAAUGAAAUAAACAACACAAAGAUUGAAGUAUGGAUAAUAUAGUAGACGACAAAUUUCUAACUACGUUAAUUUUCUGGAUGUUAAGGUUAUGUUUUUAUUAAUUCAUACUGGUACGAAACUCAUUGGUGGCUAUAGCGGCAGACAACAAAGAAAACAUGGACGACCUCGAUAGAUAUAUAUAGGCGAACUAGUGUUUACAAAACUUCAGUUUACCACUGGUUUUCAACGAAGGAACAUCUCAGCUCUUCCAACUUCGCAUCGAUUUUCUUCGAGAUGAAGUUGUCUUUUAAAACGAUACAAUGAUACUAAGUUUCAUUUGUUAUGUAUGAUGAAGAAUUCAUUGCUAAAAGCAUUUUUAUUAAUUCUUAAGAUCGUUACAUUUUAUUAUUUAAAAUAAUGUCUUUCGUAAACACGCAAAAUGUUCCGCGAGAUUAUACGAUGCCGGCGAUACGGCAACGAAUCGCCGAAUUAUUAAAAAGAAGAGUUGCGUUAGAAAGAGUUGCUGGAGAAACUAUAGAAGAACGCCUUGCAAAAUACAAAGAACAAAGAACUUUUAGACAUGGUCUUUUAAAAAAUACACAUCAGAUGGUAUUGGAAGUAGCAGCAUUUAUUUUAAAUUUAGCACCAGAAAUUUUGGAAGAAGGAAUUAUUGACAAAGACGAGUAUGUGGAUACAUUUAGUAAUUUCUUUAAGGAAGGUGGAAAACGAGCUAUUAUAAUACAUUAUCAACACAUGACACCACCAUCAAUAGAAUCUGGUAGAUGGACACCGCAAUAUGAAUAUGAAAAGCAAAUUCUACGUUGUUGUGUAACUGAUGGCACUACUGAGCAGUUCUAUGGCAAAUCAAUAAUAGUUUAUCGCUUAAGAUCAGAUAUUGAAUUUGAACCCAAACAUUUGAUAGAUGAAACUUAUUAUGCAUAUGCAGAAAUUAAUGUUACUUCACAAAGUCCUAUUGCUGCAAUAUCAGAUUUAAUUUCACGAUUAAAUGAACCAGCAAUAAAAGCUAAUGUACAGUGGGGUGAACUGUCCAAGACAGAAAGAGGUUUUGCAGUGGCAAAGAAUUUUAUACAUGAUUUUCGCGAUUUCUGCGAAUUCCUUAGUACAAUAAAUAUUGAUCUUCAAGGUAUUGUAAGCUUCGAAGUUAAUUGGGAUCUUUAUAACAAGUAUUUGACAACACUACAAAAUAUAGAACUAAAUGCAAAAAAUCGUGAAGUAGUUGAAAUGGGAGAAAGCAAUGUUCAAAUUUGGAUGAAAACGAUGGAACGAGCAAUUGUUGAAAGCCAGCAAUUACGAAGAGAAACCGAAGUAAUUGGACCUACAGGUGAACUUGCUUACUGGAGACGAUUGCUUAUUCGUUUUUCAUCAAUUAUAGAAUGUAUUAAAUCACCAUAUACUCAAGCAUUUAUUGAAUUAUUGAUUCGUUCAAAUUCCAAAUUGAUGAAAAAAUGGAAGAGAUUGAUCAACCAUGUUAUAACAGUGCAGAUAUUAGCUCAGGACAAUGUAAUUUAUUUAUAUGCUUUAGAAAAAUUUACUAAACCAUUAUAUAGAUUAGAUCCAACUAAAAUAGGAAAAUAUUUACCUGCACUUAUGUAUGUUAUACGUAUGAUUUAUGCUACAUCAAGAUUUUUUAAUACAAGAAGAAUGGUAACAGCUGUAUUUGUAAAGAUGACAAACCAAAUGAUAUUAGCUUGCAAAGGAUAUUUAACAUAUGAUGGUACAUUACAGAUUUGGCAUGAUUCUAAAUCUAGCAUGAUAUCCAGGAUAAAAGAUUGUAUUGCUCUUUACACACAAUAUCAUGAAUAUUAUGAUCAAAUGUGUAUAAAAGUAAAAGAAAGUGCUGAUGAAAAACCAUUUGAAGUAUCAGAUAUGUAUGUUUUUGGAAAAUUUAAAACUUUUAAAAAAAGAUUAAUAAAAAUCAUGGAUGUAUUUGAAAUUACUUUGACAUACUCCAUCCUCCAAAGUUCUACUCUAGAGGGAAUAGAUACAUUCAAUGCUAAAUUUAUAAGUUUUUUUCAGAAAAUUUCCUCAAAAAAAUAUGAUCCUUUAGAUCAUAGAAAACCCUAUUUCAAUUCAGAUUAUGACGAGUUUAAGCAUGAUGUAGCAAAAACUGAAAUCGAACUUAGAACAUUUUUUUAUGAUACUGUAUCUUUAACACCAAAUAUUGAAGCAGCUUUGAACAUAGUCGCGAGAUUUCAGAAAUUAAAUUUAAAGUGUUUAAGAAUUGAUAGGAAAUAUUUAGAACUUACGAAAAUAUAUCAAAAUGAAAUAGAGGAAAUGCGAGAUAGAUAUAACGAGGACAGAUCUUCUCCACCAAUACCGCGCAAUAUACCAUCUAUCGCUGGUAGAAUAUUUUGGAUACGACAAUUAUAUAGACGUAUUGAAGCACCAAUGAAUGUGUUUAAAACUCGUCAACGCGUUAUCACUCAUGAAUAUAUGCAAAAAUGUAUCAAAAUAUAUAAUGCUAUAAUCAGUGUCUUUAUACAUUAUGAAAUAAUAUAUCAUAAGUCAUGGUAUGACUCUUGUGAGAUUGUUCGAUUAGCUUUAUCAGCUCCAUUGCUCGUACGCCAUCCAAAAACAAAUAAAUACUGUUUAAAUUUUGAUCGUUUUAUUGUGGAGGUAAUACGAGAAUCUGAACAUAUGUCUAGAUUUGGAUUGGAAGUACCUGAUUUUAUACAAAUUAUAACAUUUUGUAAAGAAAAGAUUUUUUCUUCCUAUAAUGAAGUUAGAAAUUUACUUGAAGAAAAUGAUGCAUUAAGACGAUCUAUACCGAUUAUAUUUUUAAAUUUGGUAAAAAUUGUAUUGGUUGAUCUUGAAAUUGCUUUUCAACCAUGUUUAUCAGUUGUUUCUUGGGCAUCCUUAAAAAUAUCAGAUGCUUGUGCAGAUAUUAAAGUAAAGCUUUUGGAAUUACACAAUUUUAUUAAGGAAAUAAAGGAUAUGAAAGAAGCAAGAGUAGAUGAAAUGCUGGAAUUAAUAAGUGGCACAAUAUUAUUAAAAAUUGAUAAUUAUCCAAAAACUCCAAUUGAUUUUUUAAAAGAUAAUAUACAUUUUAUUAAUAUUAUUGCUCACGAUUUGGAAAUUAAGUCAUCAAUGGCUGAACAAGUUGUUAUACAAAUUAUUAAUAAAUUUAUGGACUCUAUUACUGAUCCUAAUUUUCAAGAUAUUAAAUAUGAUUGGAUGGAUCCCGAGCAAUUGACUAAACCAGUUGGAUCCGUGACAAAGUUAAUCAGUGGACCAUAUGAAACAGGUUUUGCUCCUGUUUCUAAAAUUAUUAAUAUAACUCAGAUACAUAAUGAUUGCAUGGAAUUAUUUGCAUAUUUUAAUAAUAAAAUGAUGGAAGCUUUGGUAAAAUGUACUAAGAGUUCCCUCGAAUUAUUGAGAAGAAGAGUUGAAAUAACAGGUUCUUUAUUUAAUAAAUUAAAUGAUAAUGCGCUCAUGUUCACACAAUUUGUCUUGCAAAUUCCAAAUAUUGUAACAAUGCCAUCCAUAGAAGAAUUGCAAAAUAAUUUUGAACAAGUUAUAAUAAGUAUAAUAGAUACUCAUAAAAGUAUUAUUUUAUGGGGACAGCGAUAUCAUUUGCCUAAUAAAAAAAAUUUUAAUGAGAAUGCUAUUAAAAAUUUAAAAAAUUAUUAUUCAAUAAUCUCUGAUCACAAAGAAGUUAUUCGAAUUACUAUGGGUUUACAAGGUAUUAUUUUAAUGUUGAAGGAUGAUAUUACAACUCUUGCCAAUUCAUAUCUAAGAUAUUCAUAUAUAUGGGAUGAGAAUAAAGAACAAAUAAUACGUGAAUUUGUUGAAUCCGAACCAAUAACUCAAGAAAUAAAGGAAAAGUUUUUAGAAUAUGAGAAUUUGCUUACAGAGAUUCAAAAUCUUCCAGAUAUACAUACUGUUGGUCCUAUAGAAAUUAGAAUGGAAAAAUUGAAGCUUGCCUUUUCAAUAGAAGCAAGUUCAUGGAAAAAAUUACUAGGAUCUACAUUGUCCCUUAACUAUAAAAAUAGAUUGAUGAAGAUAAGUGACUAUAUUAAUGAAAAAAAUAAAAUUCUUCUUAGACCAAUAAGAGAUUUAGAGGAUGUACGUAUUGCCAUGAGAUGUUUGAGUAAUAUACGAGAUGAUUUUAUAACUUUUGAUAUGGAAUUGAUUUUAAUUGAAGAAACUUAUACUUUGAUGGGAUAUUUUAAUAUUGAUAUAUUGAAAGAAGAACAAGAUAUAGUUGAUAGUUUGCGUUUCGAUUUUAACAAUAUGUUGAAUAUGGCAAAGCAAGUUCAAGAAACUAUAUGUGAGAUGCAAGAGCCAUUGAAAACAGAAUUAAUACAAGGUGUUGCAAUUCUUAUAGAAGAUGUUGCACAAUUUGAUAUCGAUUUUGAAUUAGAAGGCCCUAUGGUUGAAGGAAUACCAGCUGCAGAAGCUAGUGAAAGAGUUGCAGCAUUUCAAGCACGUUUUGACGAGUUAUGGAAUAGAUACGAAACUUAUAGUAGUGGUGAAACUUUGUUUGGAAUACCUGUAAGAGAGUAUCCUGAAUUACAACACAGAAAAAGAGAACUAAAUUUGUUACAAAAAUUAUAUUCAUUAUAUUCACAAGUUAUGCGAACAAUAGAUAGUUACUACAGUAUAGCUUGGUCUGAUAUUGACAUUGAAUCUAUUGUAGCUGAAUUAACAGAAUUUCAAAAUAAAUGUCGGAGAUUACCUAAGGCCAUGAGAGAAUGGCCUGCUUAUAUCGAUUUAAAGAAAAAAAUCGAUGAUUUUAGUGAGACAUGCCCAUUACUUGAAAUGAUGGCAAAUAAAGCUAUGAAAGCUCGGCAUUGGGAACGGAUGUCCAAGUUAUGUAAUUUCUUCUUUGAUGUAGAAUCUGAGGCAUUUACAUUAGCAAAUGCCUUAGAGGCACCUUUAUUAAAAUAUAAAGAUGAUGUUGAGGAUAUAUGUAUUAGUGCAGUGAAAGAAACAGACAUAGAGCGUAAACUGAAACAAGUGAUUGCUGAUUGGGCUGUUGUAAAUUUACAAUUUUCUCAUUUUAAACAAAGAGGAGAGUUAUUGCUUAAAGGAGUUGAAACAGCUGAAAUAAUAUCUCAACUUGAAGACAGUUUGAUGGUGAUCAGUUCUUUAAUGGCAAACCGAUACAAUGCAUAUUUCAAGAAAGAUAUUCAAUUAUGGCAAAGGAAAUUAAGUAAUACGUCAGAAAUAUUGUCCACGUGGUUAACUGUACAGAAUUUAUGGGCCUAUUUAGAAGCUGUAUUCAUAGGUGGUGAUAUAUCAAAGCAACUUCCAGCUGAAGCAAAACGCUUUAAUUCAAUUGAUAAGUCGUGGGUUAAAGUUAUGAACCGUGCACGCGAUAAGCUAAAUGCAGUGGAAACGUGUACAGAAGAUGAAACUAUGGGUCAGCUUUUACCUUAUUUGUUAGAGCAAUUAGAAUCUUGUCAGAAAUCUCUUAGUGGAUAUCUGGAAACCAAACGUGUUAUAUUUCCAAGAUUUUGUUUCAUAUCCGAUCCAACAUUAUUGGAAAUUCUUGGACAAGCUGCUGAUUGUCAUGCUAUACAAAAUUAUUUAGAUGGUUUCUUUGAUAAUAUUGCAAAGUUGGAAUUUUCUGAAAAGGAUUAUGAAAAUAUUAUAGCAAUGUAUUCUCGCGAAAAAGAGAAAAUCGUACUUGAAAAAGUAGUUGUAUGUUUAGGUGGUGUAGAAAAUUGGUUAAAUAUGUUACUGUCUGUACAUCAAUUGUCCGUUGCUGCUGUAAUUGCACAAGGAAUGAGUUUGUUAAAUGCUCCUGAUUUUGAUUUAAUAACAUUGAUAGAUAAUUCUGUAUUGCAAGUUGCAUUGCUUGCACUUCAAGUUAUAUGGACUCGUGAUGCUGAAGCGGCAAUGAAUGCAUCAAGACGAGAUAAAACCAUCAUGCGUAAAACUAACGAGUGGUUUUUAGAUUUAUUAAAUGCUCUAAUAGAAGUAACUGUGAAGGAUCUUACAUCAUAUAUGAGAAAAAAAUAUGAGAUAUUGAUUACAAUUCAUGUACAUCAAAGAGAUAUAUUUGACGAGUUAUAUCAUUCUAAAAUCCGAAGUGUACAAGAUUUUGAAUGGUUGAAGCAAUCUAGAUUUUAUUAUGAUGAUGAUAAGGAACAAAUUCUGAUUAGAAUUACAGAUGUAGAAUUCAUCUACCAAAAUGAAUUUCUGGGCUGUAACGAAAGACUCGUUAUUACACCUCUCACGGAUAGAUGUUAUAUAACACUUGCACAAGCCGUUGGUAUGAAUUUUGGUGGUGCACCAGCAGGUCCUGCUGGUACUGGAAAAACAGAAACUACAAAAGAUAUGGGAAAAGCAUUAGGAAAAUACGUUGUUGUAUUUAAUUGUUCUGAUCAAAUGGAUUUUCGUGGUUUGGGUAGAAUAAUGAAGGGAUUGGCACAAGCAGGUAUUUGGGGUUGUUUUGAUGAAUUCAAUCGGAUAGAAUUACCUGUACUUUCUGUUGCUGCUCAACAAAUAGCAAUUAUACUUAAUGCAAGAAAAGAAAGAAAAACAAAUUUUCUCUUUAGUGAUGGUGAUACAUAUAAACUUAAUUACGAAGUUGGAAUAUUUAUUACAAUGAAUCCAGGCUAUGCUGGACGACAAGAAUUACCAGAGAAUUUAAAAAUACAAUUUAGAAGUGUAGCUAUGAUGGUCCCAGAUAGACAGAUAAUUAUGCGCGUGAAACUUGCAGCCUGCGGCUUUUUACAAAAUAUUAUGUUAGCACGGAAAUUUUUUACGCUAUAUGCUUUAUGUGAAGAACAGCUUAGUAAACAAGUGCAUUACGAUUUUGGUUUGCGAAACAUUUUGUCGUGUUUACGAACACUUGGUGCACAAAAGCGUGCACGUCCUACUGAAUCAGAGGAAACAACGCUGAUGAGAGUACUUCGAGAUAUGAACUUAUCGAAAUUAGUAGAUGAAGAUGAACCUCUGUUUAUAUCACUCAUCGAAGAUAUGUUUCCAGGGAUCAAAUUAACUACACAAACAUAUAAAGAAUUACAAAAAGGAAUAGAAGAUGCUACAAUCGAGUUAGGAAUAAUGAAUCAUCCUGAAUGGAAUUUAAAAACUAUUCAACUCUAUGAAACAUCUUUAGUUCGUCAUGGUCUGAUGGUGCUUGGUCCUACAGGAACUGGAAAAACUCGAUGUAUGUGGGCAUUAAUGAAAGCUCUAACACAAAUGGGUAUAUCUCAUAAAGAAGUUAGAAUGAACCCUAAAGCUAUAACAGCAUCACAAAUGUUUGGUAAAUUGGAUGUUGCAACGAAUGAUUGGACAGAUGGUAUAUUUUCGACAUUAUGGAGAAGAUCUGUUCAAAUGAAAAAAACUGAACAUUUAUGGAUUGUGUUAGACGGACCAGUUGAUGCAGUAUGGAUCGAAAAUUUAAAUUCAGUUUUAGAUGACAACAAAACUUUAACUUUAGCAAAUGGAGAUCGCAUAAUUAUGUCUUUAACUAGUAAAUUAGUAUUUGAACCAGAUAAUGUUGAUAAUGCAUCACCAGCAACGAUAUCACGUAUGGGAAUGGUCUUCCUUAGUUCAUCUGUAUUAAAAUGGCAUAAUAUAUUAGAGGCCUGGCUAAAGACCCGUUCGAGUUACGAAGUGGAUAUAUUACGUACACUAUUUCAUAAAAUAUAUGAUGAUGCUCUGAAAUUUGUCUUAACAAAGCUUCAGGCAAAGAUGGCGAUUUUGGAAGCACUUUACAUACGUCAAACUGCUGAUCUAUUAACUGGGUUACUUAUUACAAACGAUGAUAGAGUGUUAAGUAAUGCUCAUAUAGAAAAAUUAUUCUUAUUUUCUCUUAUGUGGAGUUUAGGAGCAGUGUUAGAACUUGAUGCACGUUAUUCUUUACAAGAAUUUCUCAUAGCUCAUAAAUCGCAUUGUCAUUGGCCAACUACAGUAGAGGAUGAAACAAUUUUCGAAUAUUUAGUAUCUGAUCAAGGAUCUUGGAUACAUUGGAACGAUAUGGUUCCAGAAUUUGAAUAUCCUUCAGAUCAGGUCUUGAAAUAUUAUAAGAUAUUAGUUCCUAAUGUAGAUAAUACAAGAACAUUAUUUUUAAUUGAUGUAAUAGCAAAACAAGACAAAGCAGUUCUUCUAAUCGGAGAACAAGGUACUGCAAAAACAGUUAUGAUUAAAAGUUAUAUGUCUAAUUUUGAUCCUGAAUAUCAUCUUCAAAGGUCCUUUAAUUUUUCAUCAGCUUCUACACCCAAUAUGGUUCAGCGGGUAUUUGAAAGUUAUGUUGAAAAACGAGUUGGAAAUACUUAUGGACCUCCUAGUGGACGAAAACUUACUGUUUUCAUAGAUGAUAUAAAUAUGCCUGAAAUAAAUGAAUGGGGUGAUCAAAUAACAAAUGAAAUUGUUCGUCAAUUAAUGGAAUACAAAGGAUUUUAUUCAUUGGACAAACCUGGUGACUUUAGUACAUUACAAGAUAUUAUGAUACUUGCUGCUAUGAUCCAUCCAGGAGGUGGUAGAAAUGAUAUACCACCAAGGUUGAAGCGACAAUUUAAUAUUUUUAACUGUACCUUACCAUCUAAUAAAUCUAUGGAUGCUAUUUUUGGUAAAAUUGGUCAAGGAUAUUUUUGCCUGACCAGAUUUUCUGAAAUUAUUGUGAAUUUUAUAUCGAAAUUAGUACCUUUGACACGAAUUUUAUGGCAAAAAACCAAAACGAAAAUGUUGCCUACACCAGCAAAAUUUCAUUAUGUUUUUAAUUUAAGAGAUUUAUCACGUAUUUGGGAAGGUAUUCUUAAAAUUGAAAGGGCUGAAUGUGAAACAAUUACAACGUUAUUAAAACUUUGGGAUCACGAGUGCACUCGUGUAAUAUCCGAUAGAUUUAUAACUGCUGAAGAUGAGGAAUGGUUUCAUAAUGCAUUGAAGCAAACUGCAGAAGAAAUUUUGGAUACAGAUUUUCAAUAUUAUGAAGAUGUAGAAACAUAUUUUGUUAAUUUUUUACGCGAUCCACCAGAACCAACAGGAGAUGAACCAGAGGAUUUUGUCUUUGAAGCACCAAAAAUUUAUGAAGAGAUACCAAGCUAUGAAGUAGUUAUAAACAGAGUUAAGCAAAAUAUGGAACAGUUCAAUGAAUACGUACGUGGAAUACAUCUGGAUUUAGUUUUAUUCCAUGAUGCUCUUGUACAUUUAAUACGGAUAUCAAGAAUACUUGGAUCACCAAGGAGUCAUGCAAUGUUAGUUGGUGUUGGAGGAUCUGGUAAACAAAGUUUAACAAGAUUAGCUUCCUUCAUUGCAGGUUUUACUUUUUUUCAAAUAACUUUAUCUAGAAUCUAUACUGUGACAAGUUUAAUGGAUGACUUAAAAAAAUUAUAUCGUGAAGCUGGUACUUUUAGCAAAGGACUGACAUUUAUAUUUACUGAUAAUGAGAUCAAAGAUGAAGCUUUUCUGGAAUAUAUAAAUAAUAUUUUAAGUGUAGGCGAAAUUGCUGGUCUGUUUGCUAAGGAUGAAUUGGAUGAUAUUUAUACAACAGUGACACCACUUAUGAGAAAAGAUGAUCCUAAGAGACCCCCACUACAGGAUAAUCUCCAUGAUUAUUUUAUAACGCGAGCACGAGAUAAUUUGCACAUAGCUUUAUGUUUUUCUCCAGUUGGAGAAAAAUUUAGAUUACGUGCACUGAAAUUUCCUGCACUUAUAUCUGGCUGUACAAUGAAUUGGUUUGCUAAAUGGCCAAAAGAUGCAUUAUAUCAAGUAGGUCAUCAUGUUUUGAAUCCAUUCGCAAUUGAGUGUACUCCUGAAGUAAAACAACAAUUAAUUCAAGUAGUGGGUGAUAUUCAAGAUGAUGUUAAUGAUGUUUGUAUAGAAUAUUACAAUAGGUUUCGACGGCAAACGUACGUCACACCAAAGUCAUUUCUAGUAUUUCUUACUGGUUAUAAAAAUCUUUAUGAACAAAAAUUGAAUAAUAUUAAUAUGCUUGCCGUUCGUAUGAGUAAUGGUUUAAGCAAGUUAGUUGACGCUGCUGUACAAGUCGAUGAAUUACGUAAAAUAUUAGAGAAAAAUUUACAAGAAAUUGCUGAAAAGAACGUUCAAGUGGAAGCUAUAGUAGCUACUGUUAAUGAAAAGAGGAGUGAAGCAGAAACAGUGAAAGCUACAGUACAGGUAACAAAAAAUCAAGCUGAAGCACUAUUGAAGGUGAUCGCUGCAGACAAAAUAGUAGCAGAAAGAAAAUUGAAAGCUGCAGAACCAGCAUUAUUAGAAGCUGAAGCUGCAUUGCAGACUAUAAAAGCAUCCGAUAUUGCUACGGUACGCAAAUUAGCCAAACCGCCCUAUUUAAUUACUUUGAUUAUGGAUUGCGUGUUGAUAUUAUUUGGAAAAAAAUUAGAACGUGUUAAGCCAGAUCCAGAACGUCAAUUUUUAAUAGCCUCUUGGACUGAAGCAUUUAAAGUUAUGACUGAUACUAGAUUUUUGUACAACUUGCAACAAUUUCCUAAGGAUAAUAUUAAUGGAGAAAUUGUAGAUUUAAUGUAUCCAUAUUUAAAUUACCCUUUAUAUACAUAUGAAGCUGCAAAACAGGCCUGUGGUAAUGUAGCUGGUCUAAUACAGUGGACUAUUGCAAUGGUAGCUUUUUAUGGAAUAAAUAAAGAUGUACUUCCAUUAAAAGCAAAUUUAGCCGUACAAGAAGGAAAGUAUGAAAGAGCUAAUCGAAAUUUACGUCAAGCAGAAGCUUUAUUAAAAGAAAAAGAUGAAGACUUAAGACAAGUGCAAAAAGAAUAUGAUGCUGUGAUGAAAGAGAGACAGAUAAUAGUUGAUCAAGCUGAAGCAUGCCAAGCAAAAACUGAUACAGCAACUGCUAUGAUCGAUGGAUUGGCUGGUGAAAGAAUAAGGUGGACAGAACAAGUAGCUUUGUUUAAAUCGGAAAUCGAGCGACUUGUUGGAGAUGUUGUAAUAUUAACUGGAUUCCUUUCAUAUUGUGGUCCAUUUAAUCAAGAAAUUCGUAUUUUGCUACAACGAAAAUGGUUUGAUUUCCUUCGAGAUAAAAACAUUCCAUGUUCUAAAACCAUAAACAUUGUUGAUGUGCUGACUGAUACAGCAACAAUAGGAGAAUGGAAUUUGCAAGGUUUACCCACUGAUGAAUUAUCUAUUCAAAAUGGUAUAAUUGUAACAAAAGCAACUAGAUAUCCACUUUUAAUUGAUCCACAGUUACAAGGUAAAACAUGGAUUAAAAACAGUGAAAGGGAUUUUGAGUUACAAGUAACACUUUUAUCUCAUAAAUACUUUAGAAACCAUUUAGAAGAUUCUGUGUCCCUUGGAAGACCAUUACUUAUAGAAGAUGUAGCAGAAGAAUUAGAUCCUGUUCUAGACAACUUAUUGGAAAAAAAUUUUAUAAAGAUAGGAACUACAUAUAAAGUCAAAUUAGGUGAUAAGGAAGUAGAUAUUCACAAAGAUUUUAGACUUUAUAUUACAACAAAGUUCCCAAAUCCUUCAUAUAAUCCAGAAGUGUUUGCACGUGUUGCAGUAAUCGAUUUUACUGUAACAAUGAAAGGUCUGGAAGAUCAAUUAUUAGGAAGAGUUAUUUUAACAGAAGAGGAAGAAUUAGAGACUGAAAGAGUACAGCUAAUCACAGAUGUAACUGCUAAUAGAAGAAAUAUUACUGAAUUGGAAACAAAUCUUUUACAUAAAUUAACAACAGUUCAGGGUCCCUUGAUCGAAGAUGUAGAGUUAAUGAAUGUAUUAAAUACAACAAAACAAACUGCCGCAGAAGUCAACGAGAAAUUAAAUAUUGCAAGGGAAACAGAAAUUAAAAUAAACGCAGCUCGUGAAGAGUAUAGACCGAUUGCUACUCGAGGAAGUGUUUUAUACUUUUUAAUUUGUGAUAUGUCACAUGUUAAUUCUAUGUAUCAAACAUCUCUUGUACAGUUCUUGGAACGUUUCGAUAUUUCAAUGGCACGAUCUGAAAAGAGUCCUGUUAUUCAUAAAAGAAUUUAUCAUGUUAUAGAAUACUUAACAUUUGAAGUAUUUAGAUACAAAGCUCGGGGUUUAUAUGAAAUACACAAAUAUAUGUUUAGUUUGUUAAUGACAUUGAAAAUUGAUCUUCAACGUGGAAAUAUAUCUCACGAAGAAUUUGAAUUCUUUAUUAAAGGCGGUGCUGCUUUAGAUUUAAAGACUGUUCAGCCAAAACCUUGCAAGUGGAUUACAGAUGUAACAUGGUUACAUUUAGUUGCUCUAUCAGAAUUGAGACAGUUUCACUAUAUAUUAACACAAGUACCAGCUUCAGAAAAACUUUGGAAGCUUUGGUUUGAUAAAGAUGCUCCAGAAGAAGAAGUUAUACCAGAUGGUUAUAAUACUUUAGAUACGUUUCGCCGCUUACUUGUUAUAAGAGCAUGGUGCAUGGAUCGAACUCUUUCGCAAUCUCGUAAAUACAUAGCAAAUUCUUUAGGUGUGCGGUAUGCAGAACCAGUUAUUACACUUCUGGAUGUGAUGCAUGAUGAAUCACGACCUGAUACACCCAUGAUCUGUUUUCUGAGUAUGGGAUCAGAUCCUAGUCCAAGCAUUGAACAAUUAGCAAAAAAUAUGGAAAUUUUGUGCAAAAGUAUUUCGAUGGGACAAGGUCAAGAAGUGCAUGCUCGAAAAUUGCUCUCUAGCGCUGUAACCGAUGGUUUUUGGGUACUCUGUCAAAAUUGUCAUUUAGGUCUUGAAUAUAUGAAUGAAAUGGUUACUUUUCUUUUGGAAAUGAAAUCUCCUCAUCCUGACUUUCGUAUAUGGAUUACAACAGAACCACAUGAAUAUUUUCCUAUUUCUCUUUUGCAAAUGUCUAUCAAGUUUACAUAUGAGCCACCACAAGGAGUAAAAGCAGGUUUAAUAGCUACAUACAGUGGAAUGAAUCAAAUAAUGUUAGAUCAAUGUGAUGUUGCUCAAUACAUACCAUUAAUAUAUACAGUAUCAUUUUUACAUACUGUAGUACAAGAAAGACGUAAGUUCGGUCCACUUGGAUGGAAUAUACCUUAUGAAUUCAAUACUGCUGAUUGGCUAGCAUCUUGUAUGUUCAUAAAUAAUCACUUGAAUGAUUUUGAUCCUAAACGUGGUAUAAGUUGGCAAACUGUUAGAUAUAUGAUAGGUGAAGUGCAAUACGGAGGUCGAGUCACAGAUGAUUAUGAUAAACGAUUAUUGAACACAUUUGCAAAAGUGUGGUUUUCAGAUGCACUUUUUGCUGAAGAUUUUGAAUUUUAUAAAGGUUAUACAGUAUUAAGCUACAACAAUAUUACUGAUUAUUUAAAGGUAAUAGACUCAAUGGCUUCAAUAGAUCCUCCACAAGUUUAUGGACUUCAUUCAAAUGCAGAUAUUACAUAUCAAAGUAAUACUACACAAGCUGUCUUAAAUACUAUAAUAUCCAUCCAACCAAAAGAAGCUGGUGUGGGUACUGGUGAAUCUCGAGAAACAGUUGUAACUCGACAAGCAAAAGAUAUGUUGGAAAAAUUACCAUCACCAUAUGAUUUUUAUGUGGUUAGGGAAAGACUACAUAUAAUGGGUAUAACUCAACCUAUGAACAUCUUUUUGAAACAAGAGAUAGAUAGAAUAAAUCUUGUCAUUGUACUGUUAAUUACGAUGUUAAAUGAUCUAUUGCUAGCUAUAGAAGGUGUGAUAAUUAUGAAUGAGCAAUUAAGAGAUACUUUCGAUAAUAUAUACGAUGCAAGAAUACCUGAAGUUUGGAGAGCUCGAUCGUGGGAAUCUUCGACUCUUGGUUUUUGGUUCACAGAAUUAUUGGAACGAAAUCAACAAUUUUCUACUUGGUUAUUUACCGGUAGACCUAUGAGAUUUUGGAUGACGGGAUUUUUUAAUCCUCAAGGAUUUUUAACGGCUAUGAGGCAAGAAGUAACACGUGCUCACGAGGGUUGGGCAUUAGAUAACGUAACUUUGCAUAAUACUGUUAUGCGUUAUUAUGCUGAAGAUAUUAAAAUUCCACCAGAUGAAGGUGUGUAUGUGAUUGGACUAAUUUUAGAAGGUGCUGGAUGGGAUAGAAGAAAUAAUAUGCUUUGUGAAUCAGCAAAUAAAGUUCUCUAUGUGAAUAUGCCAGUUGUUUAUAUUUUUGCACUUUAUAAUAAACCAGACAAAGAUCCCAAAUUAUAUGAAUGUCCUCUGUAUAAGAAGCCACAAAGGACUUACAAUCUCUUAAUUACACCACUUUGGCUGCAGACCAACAAACUCCCUGAACAUUGGAUUUUACGUGGAGUAGCAUUACUUUGUGAUAAUAAGUAAUGAAAAAUUAUAUAAUGACCAGGGAUAUUAAUAAAUUAGUGGUAUUAAUAAUAGUGGUAUCAAUAAUUAAUUAAAUUAUAUUAAUAAAUUGUGCCACUUAUUGGUAAUUAUUUAAUUAUAUUUAAUAUAAAAGUGAUAAAGUUCUGUGCUUCCGAACUCUAUGGCCAUUAAUAUAAAAGAAUACCAAAUAAUCACAAUUAUUAAGUUUUUAGGAAUGAUCACUAGAAGUGUUUUAUGCAAUCACUAUUGUUAAAAGCGUUUAUUCGUCGUAACUUUUAAUAGAUAUGGAAUUUUUCUCCGUUUUUUGAAAUUCUGCAAGAAUAGAAUUUUAAAAUGUAAGUACCUCUAUACAUGUCAAUUGUAACCAGUUGGAUGUUAAAAACGAAUGGAUACUCGAAAGACAGGUACCUCAAUAAGAAUUGUCUUUCUGUACUAUCUUUUUUACUUUUUCAUUGUCUUUCUAACAUUUAAUAGAAAUGUUAAAAUUUAAUUUCAUUUCA
Molecule: messenger RNA, 14700 nt
Organism: Vespula pensylvanica (western yellowjacket)
Lineage: Eukaryota; Metazoa; Arthropoda; Insecta; Hymenoptera; Vespidae
Gene: kl-3
Product: dynein axonemal heavy chain 8
Exons: 67
Coding region: 431-14200 (4589 amino acids)
Biological process (GO): microtubule-based movement
Cellular component (GO): dynein complex
Molecular function (GO): minus-end-directed microtubule motor activity; dynein light intermediate chain binding; ATP binding
Source: RefSeq, a predicted model, not a curated record